This is a messenger RNA of Ictidomys tridecemlineatus (thirteen-lined ground squirrel), 2312 nucleotides long. RefSeq names its product sterile alpha motif domain containing 3 (gene Samd3). The record is from RefSeq and is a predicted model, not a curated record. Gene Ontology annotation, molecular function: protein binding. NCBI's taxonomy places the organism in Eukaryota, Metazoa, Chordata, Mammalia, Rodentia, Sciuridae.
UUGCUAAAGCAGACCAUGAGCAGGGGCUGCGAGCUCUAUCUCCAGGCUGGGAGCAGCAAGGGGUUAAACAGUCCUGGUGUAAUAAGUAUCUCUGUCAGGCUUUCUUCUGAUCCUUCCUCUUUUCUCUUCUGCCCACCCUUUUUGUAAAUGUCAACCACUUCCUGAUGGUUUCACACCUUUCUUUUCUUUGUGAAGAAACCUGGGUGUACCAUUGUAUGUUCUGGCUGGCCGUGAGUAAAGCUGAGGGAUGCCUGUGGGGAAAAGUAGGAGCAGGUGAAGAUAUUUUAAAAAUGAGACCAGGCAAUGGGUUAAAAUCAGUCAUGUUUGUAACAUGCCUGUUAGUUUUCUUAGCAACUUUUAAAUAUGUAUUAUAAAAAUAUUCAUUUUUUAAAAAAAGCUUAAUGUUGGGAGUCUAAAGGAAUCUAGCAGAAGAACGAGAUGGUUCUUUUUUAAAUAUAUCAAAGAACGAUAAUCAGGAAAAAACAAGAACAACAACACUGGAGAAUCCUUCCCUGGCCUUUUACUCUACAGGUGUACUAUUUAUAGGAUCCUGCAAUGGAAACUUGGUCAGUUGAUCAGGUCUGCCUUUGGCUGGUGGAGAAAAACUUAGGAGAGCUAGUGCCUAGGUUUCAAGAGGAAGAAGUAAGUGGGGCCGCUCUUCUAGCACUUAACGAUCGGAUGGUUCAGCAACUGGUCAAGAAAAUUGGGCAUCAGGCUGUUCUGAUGGACUUAAUUAAAAGAUACAAGCAGAACAAUCAAGGACCAAGGUUUCCUGGAAGCCCCAGGGAGAUAAGCCUGAUCACACAAGCAGAAGCAACCCCAGCGGAUAUACAGUCCUCCAGUCCAGCCAGUCAUGGGGAGCAGAGGCCGUCUUUCCAUCCAGCUGAAAACCUUGAUAAUGGACUAAUUGACCAAAGAGUAUUGAAACAGAGAAGAAAUAUGAAACAUGUUCUAGCAAGGAAUAAAGCAUUACAGUGGACCAAAUCCUACAUUUUGCCAGAGUUUCCCUAUGAUGUCAAAUGCAUGUUAGCAGAGCAGAAAUGUCCAGAUCACAGCAUGAGGAUAAGGAUCAUUGAGUUUCUCCAGGCCGACAUGACUAAGUAUCUGGAAGGCUCACUGUAUCCCACCACACAGCAAUACAAUGAUGUGGUCAACGCCCUGCUGCACGCCCACCCCUUCCUGGACGAGGAUGGCUGUGGCUUUUUUUUAUGGAAACGAGCCCUCAAAGAUCGUUUUAAAUAUGUCCGAAGACCCAUAGAAGAUGAUGAACAAGUAAUAAAAAAUAAGUGCAAAUUUGGACACCGAAGAGGCCAGACAAGGAAAUCUCUUGCUGAUAUAAGAUUUGAUGAAAUUAAAAUUGUCCAGAUAAAAGAAGAAUCUGUGUGUUUAGAUUCUGAGGUAGAUGAACAUAUUAACUGGUUUCAGCAAGAAUAUAUGAAAACAGAAAGGGAUUGGACAGAAAUUGACAAGAGGAUGAACCAGACCUUGGAAGUAAGAAGAAAGAUGAUUGGCAGCAGAACACCUCUGAAGGACAUUCUUAAAAUGUUUCCUUUCUUGAAGUGCCCUUAUCAGAUAUUCAGAGAAUUCCAACUUCUUACAAGAACAGAUAUUUAUAAGAAAACAAGGCACAUUUUGGAAUCCUAUUCAGAAAAAAUACUGACUGCUUUUUCAGUUGUGGACAAUCCAAUCAACAUUGCAUUGCAAGAAAAAAUGAAAGAGUACACAGAUGAAGAUAUGUUGAAGUAUAUGAAGAUGACAGCCACAUGUUUACUCCUCCCAGAUGUUUUUGGGGAUGAUCCCAGCCUUUUUGCAGUUGUGAAUGAGAAGGUUCAAGUGUCCACGCCUGUGUUGGAAGUUAAAAACCCUUUCAACAUCGAUGUCUGUGAGUUUUCUUUAUAUUUAGACAAAGAGAAGCUCACAAAGGUGGAUGACUGUGUGACAGCCGUGGCGGCUCUAGUAGCUACCUUUCAUGUAUUUGGGAUUGAGUGUCCAAGAAGACUGUCCCAAACCCUCAACUUCCUAGAGACACUGAUCUUUGAUACGCAUAAUUCCUGUUUCCCUUCUUUGAAAAAAAAGGAAAGGGAAGUAGGAUUUCAGCCCCCAGUUACUUAACAGCUAUUAAAUAUUGUAUCAGAAUUUAUCUCUGGGACAAGAUUUAUAAAAAAUUGUUUUGAUUUAGGAUUCUGGUAGAGGUAGUAUUAUAAUAUCAUCUAUAAAAUCAAAGAUAUUAAUGAAUUUAAAUGCCUUCAAUCUUUACACUCAAACUUAAGUUCUUUGCAAAAUUCUGUAAUAAAUACUCCUGAAGCAAUUAA